GUCGCGAUCUACGACGGGUACCAGGUGGGCGACGAGUGCAGGGCCAUCUCCCCCGACGACUUCCGCUGGUAUUCCGGCUCCGUGGUCGAGGUGCUGGGGGGGGGCAGAGUGAAGUGGGACGAUCCUGAUGGUGGUGACGAGACGUUAGACGUAGAUGCAGAGCACAUGCAGCGGUCGCUCGUGUUCAAGGGGUACAAGCCGAACGACAAGGUGUUGGCUAGACAUCCGGACAACGGGCAAAUGUACGACGCCACGGUGGUGCGGCUCAACGACGACGGCACGUUCCAGGUGAGGUGGAGCGACCCCUUCGGCGGGCCAGAGGAGACGUCCCCGGUGCACUCGGCAGGGCUGAAGUACCCGCCGAUACCCUUCGAGAAGCUAGCGGUUGGACAGAAGUACAAGGGCAUCGUCAAAAGCAUGACGGAGUUUGGCGCGUGGGUAGACAUCGGCGCAGUGAGCCGCGGGUUGCUUCACAUUUCGCGAAUCGCGAAGCACCGCGUUCACAGUGUCCAGGACGUUCUGGAUGAGGGCCAAGAGGUGGACGUCUGGAUCUGUGGCCUUCGGGAAGGUAAGAAGUUUGGGCUCACUAUGGUUGAGGGCCGCUUGGACGCUGGCCGAGUAGAGGACAAGAGCCGGGGGGACCUGGAGGCCUUUGUGGGCAUCUCGCCCGACGAGUGGCUCGUCGGCGUCGUGCAGGGCAUCAGACCCUAUGGCGUCUUCGUGACGCUGACGAGGGGUGGCAGCACUUCCCGGGGGCUGGUCCACGUCUCCCGCCUCAGCGACGGCUUCGUGGAGGACGUAGAGGGGGAGUUCCGUGUCGGCCAGGAAGUCAAGGUGCGGGUGAUCGAUGUGGACGUGACGGCGGGCAAGAUGGGGCUGACCAUGCAGUCUCUGCAGCCCAGCAGUGAUACCAGCCGCUCCAAGCUUGAGGCCACUGACCUGUCGGUGUUCAAGUACUUGGACCCAUCGGAGUGGGUUACUGGCGUGGUGGUCGGGAUCGUCCCCUUCGGCGCUUUCGUGGACGUCCGCGCGCCCCAGGGCGGCCAGACCGCCCGGGGUCUCCUGCACAUCUAUCAAGGAGGACGAGCGCGUCGAGAGCGUCGGCGACGAGCUCCACGUUGGGCAGGAGGUGUCCGUGCGGGUUGUCAGUGUCAACGCCCAGGCGAGGAAGAUGGACCUGACGAUGCGCCCCCUGCGGGACGACGCGGCGCUGCCGGUGCUGAAGGCGAACCCGUGGGCGGCCCCGGCCACAUGACCCGCGCCCGCCGUCUCCCAGCCGGGCGGCGCGCCACGGCCGGACGGCGCGCGGUGGGGGGGGUCGGGGGGCCAUCGGGGAGCGGCGAUGCGCUCGGCGAUCUUCAGGACACGUUCUAG
Prorocentrum cordatum is the source of this 1374-nucleotide messenger RNA. The record is from the annotation of a GenBank genome assembly. Lineage: Eukaryota; Dinophyceae; Prorocentrales; Prorocentraceae.